Messenger RNA from Microthlaspi erraticum, 879 nucleotides. Lineage: Eukaryota; Viridiplantae; Streptophyta; Magnoliopsida; Brassicales; Brassicaceae. The record is from the annotation of a GenBank genome assembly.
AUGGGAAACCAAAAGCUGAAGUGGACAGCGGAGGAGGAGGAGACGUUGCUCGCCGGAGUUAGGAAGCACGGCCCAGGAAAGUGGAAGAAUAUUCUCCGCGACCCUGAUUUCGCUGAACAGCUCCAGAAUCGUUCCAAUAUCGACCUCAAGGAUAAAUGGCGUAACUUAAGUGUUGCCCCUGGCAUUCAAGGCUCAAAGGAUAAGAUACGGACACCAAAAAUCAAAGCUGCUGCUUUUGAAAUGGCUAACGCUGCAGCUAAUCUCGUUACUCCAACUCAUAGUGCUAACUGUUCUCCAGUUGCUCCGCUUGCUCGUAGUGGAUCUGAUUUGAGUAUCGAUGAUAGUUGUAACAUUGUGUUUGAUUCAAAGAAUGCUCCCAGGUAUGAUGGGAUGAUAUUUGAAGCUCUUUCAGCCUUGCCGGAUGCUGAGGGAUCUGAUGUCACUGCAAUUUAUAACUUCAUUGAGCAACAAAGACAUGAAGUGCCAAUAAAUUUUAGAAGGGUCCUUAGUUCAAGAUUGAGGAGGCUUGCUGCUCAGAAAAAACUUGUAAAGACGCAGAACUUCUAUAAGAUGAAUGAUUAUAGCUUGGUAGCAAGAACGCUUGUGGCAAGACCAAAAGAUAUCAAUGUGAAACCCCGGCAGACAAACAUUCAAAAACCCUCAGUUUCGGAGACGAAGGUUGUUGAAUCCUCAGCAACCGCAGCUUUUAAGCUUGCGGAGGCAGACUUCAUAGAAAAUGGGUUGCAUGAGGCUUCUGUAGAGGAACAAAGGGUGAUAGAACUAAAUAAAGCAGCUGAGGUAAUGCUAGAGAUGGCGAUAGGGCUGCACGAAAGAUGUUCUCAGGGAGGACUUGUGGAUUUGGAUUUGGCUUGGGUUUGA